Messenger RNA from Leptonychotes weddellii (Weddell seal), 1091 nucleotides. NCBI's taxonomy places the organism in Eukaryota, Metazoa, Chordata, Mammalia, Carnivora, Phocidae. The record is from RefSeq and is a predicted model, not a curated record.
CUCUAGGAGGGGGCUGUGGCCCCGGGGGUCCGAGGUGGGGCCGGGUACCCUGCCCCAACGCUGUUUGCUGAGAGUCACGGAGGCGGAAAAGAAAUGCGCUCCCGACCCCUAUCAGAGCUGGAGGCCCAGGCCCAUCCCCCGCGCGUCUCCCGGGUUGCGGGGCGCUGGGGGCUGCUGGGUGCGCUUGGCUGCGGCGCGGCGCGUUGGAGACUUUAUUGCGAUGGGGCGAUAAGAGAGGCGGGGGCGGGGCCCGGGGGACCGAGGCAGCAGCGCUUUAAUUAAAACGGAAAUUGCGGCCCCUGCCCGCGCGGGGGGCCGGAGGGUUCCAGGCAGCCUGGUAGCUGGGAGCAUCGCUCCAGGACCCCCUCCAUUCCCCGCCACACCCGGGCAGCCCCCUCCCGCCAGGCCCUGCCGGACCCGCGCCGUCUUCUUGUCACCCGCGGUUGCCUCGGGCGGGGAUCGGUACCCCGGAGCGCAAAGCCUGACGCGUCCCCCCUUUCUCAUCCCCCCCCCACACACCUCCCACCACCCAGACCCUGACGGCGAUGAGACAGAGCGGCGCCUCCCAGCCCCUGCUGAUCAACAUGUACCUGCCAGAUCCCGUCGGAGACGGUCUCUUCAAGGAAGGGAAGAGCCCGGGGUGGGGGCCGCUGAGCCCAGCGGUACAGAAAGGCAGCGGGCAGAUCCAGCUGUGGCAGUUUCUGCUGGAGCUCCUGGCCGACCGCGCCAACGCCGGCUGCAUCGCGUGGGAGGGCGGCCACGGCGAGUUCAAGCUCACCGACCCAGACGAGGUGGCGCGGCGCUGGGGCGAGCGCAAGAGCAAGCCCAACAUGAACUACGACAAGCUGAGCCGCGCGCUGCGCUACUACUACGACAAGAACAUCAUGAGCAAGGUGCACGGCAAGCGCUACGCCUACCGCUUCGACUUCCAGGGUCUGGCCCAGGCCUGCCAGCCGCCGCCCGCGCACGCCCACGCCGCCGCCGCCGCCGCCGCCACCGCCGCACUCUACCCCAGCCCCGGCUUGCAGCCCCCGCCCGGGCCCUUCGGCGCGGUGGCCGCCGCCUCGCACUUGGGGGGCCACUACCACUAG